AAAACAUUGGACCAGCAUGAAGAAGGAGCAAUGUAAAAGGUUUCGUUUUUAUAAGGCAUCAUCAGACCGGUAUUAACAUUGCGUUUGGAUAUUGUUGGGUCUCUGUAGGUCCUCAAAAAAUGGGAAGAGUGUCAAAGCACAGACCUCUGCAGAGGAAGCAAGAAUGUAUUUUCACCCCCCCCCCCCCCCCCCCUGUAGAAGAGAGCUCUGCAGGUGGUGGAGUGUCUCUUGGAGGAUAGCGUACUGGAGGACUUCCUGGUUGACUGUGAAAGCUUGAUCACUUCUGCCAAUUACAAAGACAGUUGAGGAGAGAUCUAUUGUGAAGCUGUGUGGCUAUUCUGUCUGUUCAAAUAAACUGGGCUAGUUAAACAUUUCCACCAACACCAAUAAAGUCAAUGACAUUACAGAACGCAAGUCCUUCUGCAGUAAUUCUGCUACAAAGCCUCCAAGUCAUUUGAGCUGCAGAUUUCAAAGAGCCCUCUAUGAUUGAGGCAGCACGAGAGAUGUAAACUUAAUAAAUAAAGGAGAUUGCGGUAGCACUGGAGAGGAGGAGAGGCUGACUGAGGUGUUUCAGAGAGGAGGAUGUGAGGAACCUUCCCCUGUACUCUGUGGCCCCAGAGAACCCCAGAUGAUCCCAUACAGCCGGUCACAGCGACACAGAAUAGCACUUUGUUUCCAGCGUAGUCUCCCAGCAACAGUUACCCAGGGUGCACUGGGUCAGUCUGCCCAAGCACACCAACGAAGGGGAGGGGAGGGAACGAGAAGAGGGAGAGAAGGUCGGGAGGGAAGGACACAAAGAUGCCAAAACAAACAAACAAGGCUGAAGACAAGAAGGAGGAGAAUACAGAAGAAUCACAGAAAGAACCAACAAAGACAAUCAAUGACAUAGAUGGACCCCAACAACACACAACAGAUACAAACCACCCCAGUGAGCAGCAGCCUUUCCUGGAAGAGAGAGGCUCACCAGAGGGCCGGUCUAUGGAGGAUGCCGCAGCACUACUGAGCCAAGUCACAAUGCAGGAUAGAGAUCCAGUCACGGUUACAUCUUCUGUACUAACAACCGUCAACACAAUGCAGUGUACAGAAUCAAGAUCCAGCUCCAACCCCCAACCCUCAGUGGGACUCAACCCCCGCACAGCCCACCCAGCCGGGCCUCAGGAUCACCCAGGUGGACAUGAGCAGGAGGGGGGCCCAGGGGCUCCUCAAGGGCCACGAAACUACUCCAAAACCUGGCUCGGUCUGACUGAACCUUCUAGAAGUCCUAUGGAGUUCCUUCGACGAAUGGUGGACUGAGGAGACUAUGAAGUUCCUAUAUGGCCCAGACCACUUUAAUAAAACAACAGUAGAAACGAAGAAGAAAAAGGAGGAGGAGGAGGAAGAAGAAGAACUGGAUGAAGAUAACCUGGAGGAUGUUGUAGAAGGGGUUGGGGAUGGAGGGGACGGCGGGUCCCCAGAGGGUCAGGGAGUUCUACAAAGGGGAGCCCACUGGGUGUCAGGGAAACGGGCCCUGAGACUCAGAGGUGAGUGGGGGAUAAGUGUAGUGUAGUAACUGUCAGUGUCCAGAUGGGGGCACUAUGUAUAAGCAUUGGAGAUGUUAAGCGUGAUGAUGAUGAUGGUCUUGUUUUUGAGGUUGGCUUUUACCAUGAAGAUGGUUUUUUUUAUGUCUCACCUCACUUCUUUCCCUCACUCUGUGUCUCCUCUCCUUUCCCAUCUAUGCUCUCUCUCCUUCUUUCACGCUCUUUCUCCUGCUUUCACAAUCUUUCUCUCAUGCUCUCUCUCCACCCCCCCACCCAGGACCAGGGUGGUUGGUUGAUUCCCAUGCCUAGCACCUCAUACAGAAACACAUAACGGUUGAGAAGCUCACUAGAGGGUGUGUGUGUCUGUAUGAAAAUGCUGCUACGGUUUUCAAAGUUCAAAAAACUGUUUUAUGCAAUGGAAAUGUGGUCACUGAUGUGCUGAUAGUUGACAACCAGCAAUAUUACAGAAACAUUGGUAAGUACUAGCUCGGUCUUGUUGAACUUCGCAUCUCAGCAACUUAAGAAAUGAAAUCAAGUUCUGUGUAUAUGUGUGUGUAUUUAUAUGUCCGGUUUUCCUCAUCUUGGGAAACGUCUCACCAUGACUGACAUCUCCAGUGACCACAACAGCCUGGUCAGGACCUUCAGGUCAGUGCCAAUGUCAACUCAGAGUUAAAGGGCCAAUCCUUAAUUGAAACAAUAAAAAACGCCUCUGUUUUGGUAAAAAGCUCAAGGAUGGGCCUGGAGAAAUGUAACUCUUCUCAAAUUCAUAGACAGAGCUAUGGAUGCAAGGACUGAGCGUCCUAGAUUAGAGUUUCAAGCAUGUUUUGAGGCAAUACAGUGUUUGUUUAUAUUUGAAAUCUAAUUGUAUUGGUCGCAUACACAUAUUUAGCAGAUGCUACUGAAGGUGUAGCUAAAUGCUUGUUUACUAACAUUGGAGUGAAACAAGCUUAUAUUUUGGGUUCUGAUGGGGUAUGACAUUUGAACUUAGCUAAUAAAGCAAUUUCUAAGUUAUAGUCUUCAAGAAUCAAUGGGUAUGUAUCGUUAAUUUAUAAGUCCAAAAAUUGAUGUAUUACACUGCAGAUUGCUGUUUUUACACACCAUUUCCUACUACAGUGUCCAAUACUGUCUGGGAGAGAAACUGGACAUUUUACACUCUUAUUUCAGUCAAUAUUUACCUGGUCCCGUAGUCAUAAACCAUCUUAUCUGAAGUGCUGAUCUAGAAUCAGUAUUGGCUUUUUGAUCAUAGUGAAUAAGAUUACAUGGACGGGAGACGAGGACACACAUGAUCCUAGAUCAGAACUACUACUCUGAGACACUAUGAAUACAUGCUCUGGUAUUUAUGGAGAAGUUAUGUGGCGACAAGGCUUUCACGAACUGAGUGAACUUUUCAGGGUAGCCCCAAACUGCCAGAGGUGAACUCUGUUCCUGUCAUGGGCACUAACUGGGCUGUGAUUGGCUGAUUGAGGUGCAGUCAACAGGAAGUAGUGAUUGGCAGAGUGCUAUUGACUUCCUGUAGCUCUGAUUUAAUAGCGAGGCACUUGAGUCACACCUUCAGCAAGAGGCCUGUUUCCAGGAAUUAUCUGCUAGCUACUAUAAGGCCUGCUGGAACAGCAGCCAGACAUUACACUGCAAACUGUCAAAUAAACACCUAUAAUUGUUCAAUCUAUAUGAUGAGGUGUCUCUGAUAUGGUUGGACAUUAGGCUAAUAUGAUUUAGAGAUUUUCAGUGCCAAGUUGAAGCAAAGGACAGAGACUGUUGUGUUUUCUCUUUCAUGGAAAAUCAGCGAUGUCAGGCCUGGUGGCAGUGCGAUGUCAGGCCUGGUGGCAGUGCGAUGUCCAGCCUGGUGGCAGUGCGAUGUCAGGCCUGGUGGCAGUGCGAUGUCAGGCCUGGUGGCAGUGCGAUGUCAGGCCUGGUGGCAGUGCGAUGUCAGGCCUGGUGGCAGUGCGAUGUCCAGCCUGGUGGCAGUGCGAUGUCCAGCCUGGUGGCAGUGCGAUGUCAGGCCUGGUGGCAGUGCGAUGUCCAGCCUGGUGGCAGUGCGAUGUCAGGCCUGGUGGCAGUGCGAUGUCAGGCCUGGUGGCAGUGCGAUGUCCAGCCUGGUGGCAGUGCGAUGUCCAGCCUGGUGGCAGUGCGAUGUCCAGCCUGGUGGCAGUGCGAUGUCCAGCCUGGUGGCAGUGCGAUGUCCAGCCUGGUGGCAGUGCGAUGUCCGGCCUGGUGGCAGUGCGAUGUCCGGCCUGGUGGCAGUGCGAUGUCCGGCCUGGUGGCAGUGCGAUGUCCGGCCUGGUGGCAGUGCGAUGUCCGGCCUGGUGGCAGUGCGAUGUCCGGCCUGGUGGCAGUGCGAUGUCCGGCCUGGUGGCAGUGCGAUGUCCGGCCUGGUGGCAGUGCGAUGUCCGGCCUGGUGGCAGUGCGAUGUCCGGCCUGGUGGCAGUGCGAUGUCAGGCCUGGUGGCAGUGCGAUGUCAGGCCUGGUGGCAGUGCGAUGUCCGGCCUGGUGGCAGUGCGAUGUCCGGCCUGGUGGCAGUGCGAUGUCCGGCCUCAUGGCAGUGCGAUGUCCGGCCUGGUGGCAGUGCGAUGUCCGGCCUGGUGGCAGUGCGAUGUCCAGCCUGGUGGCAGUGCGAUGUCCAGCCUGGUGGCAGUGCGAUGUCCAGCCUGGUGACAGUGCGAUGUCCAGCCUGGUGACAGUGCGAUGUCCAGCCUGGUGGCAGUGCGAUGUCAGACCUGUGCAAUUUUUUUUACUAUACAGUGUAUUUUUUUCCAUGGCAGGUUCACAAACACCAACAUUAUCCACGAAGGCCCAGAGGGGACCAUGAUCGUUAUGGUGCUCCUCAAUCUGUAAGUGUGUGUGUGUGUGUGUGUGUGUGUGUGUGUGUGUGUGUGUGUGUGUGUGUGUGUGUGUGUGUGUGUGUGUGUGUGUGUGUGUGUGUGUGUGUGUGUGUGUGUGUGUCAUGUGCUGUUGCAGGAACAGCUGGAGAGCCUGUGCCUCAGUAGGAUCCGUCAGGGAUCAGCAGAGGAAAUCAGAGAACAUUGUUUUACCUGGGGGAACACCCUCUCAACAAACUUAACCUAGUGAUUUAUCUCUACUUGUGUGUAUCCAGGGUGCACUGCAGUGUGUGUGUGUUCUUUUGGAUGCUCUCUUUGGUACAUUUUAAACAUCACAAAAGGGAAUGCCAACCUGUUAAAACUCAUGAUUUCAUUAAGAUAUGCAUAGAAUUAGAAUUUGUAUAUUCAUUGUUAUGAAAAACGCAUAUACAUAACCACAGGCACAGCAAUUCAAAGGUUUCCUUGUGUUUUAUGUUGCCCUGUGAAAUAUACAGUGGUGUGUGUGUGUGUGUGGCAUCUCCAAUCUGCAUUGUGUGCUUGCCCUUGCGUUGUUUGACCUGUGCCAGAUGGCGUGUGUGUGGUGUGUGUGUGCACUACUUCCCCAGGCAGGUCGGUGGCAGGGCGUGAGCCUAGCAGGCGCUGUGUGGGACAGUUCCGUGCUGCUCCCGUCUGUGUACACACAGACGCCUCUCGGGCCUUAUCUCCUCCACCUGAUUACCCCCCCCAAACCCAACCCUCUCUAGAUCCGUGAUGCAGCAGCCCGGGGCGACACACACACCCUGGGAAACAUUCCAUUUGGUCCCUAACUGAUCCACUGUGUACACCACCCCAGAGAGGAAACCAGGGACAUAACUUCAGCUCUGAUUUAUAGCUGUCUAAAUAAAUGGGAGAUGACUCUUUCUUGAGCUGAUAUCACCUUAUCUAGGCUACAGAUGUUGUCUUCAUCCAAUCUGAUAAGUAGAUGGUAAAGAACAUGCCUUAUUGAGUGAGGUGCUCAACAAAUAAUUGAACGUUGUACCUGGCUGUUGGCUGCAGUAUGGUUUCAACUAACUCAAAAUGUCUCGUAUUUAGUUCUGCUCAUAAUGAUGUUUAUUAUAAGAAAUUAUAAAGUAGUCUUAUGACAAGUCUUACAUUGCAUUAUAAGCACAUCAUAAAGCAUACAUACUUAUCCGAAGUGUUAUCCAUUUUUUUUUUUGUUACUUACUAACAAUAUAUCUGCAGGACCAUAGAACAGUACCAAGCCAUUAGCAUUUGAGUCAACUAUCCAUCUCAUGAAUAAUUUGGAGUUGAGGCCUACCUACUGCAUGGCAGCUGUGUAAUUAGUCAGGCCUCUGUUGUUGUUGUUAGGUGAAUCAUGUGAAUAAUGGAUGGGCCUCAUGCAACACUAGACCCAGGUAGCAGCAUUGCUCCAGGAGACAUACUCACUGUGCUCCUGUAUUCCUAAAACAUAUUUACCAGCCCUCUGGUUAGCCUAUUUCCGAGAUACUCUUCCCAUCACCAAAGGCAAAUAUAUCAUCUGGAAUGCCUUACCCAUCCCUACUGGCUAUACAAAAUAAAGUGUUCCCUUAAACACACAGCUUUGUAAACUUUACAAACAUGUGCAUUGUGCUGCUGAGGAGAUUAGUCAUAUUGCCAGCCAGAAAUCAUAUACAUAUUUACUAUAGAUGCCUGCGGAGAUCUGCAUGUCACGUCGGGGGCGAUGAAACAACAGAAGCACGUUUAUUUUCAAUGACAGAAGCGAAGUGGGCGGUACCGUUGGGCAAUAAGAACGUGGGCUAGGGACUUGAAAAGGGCGGGACCAAAGUUGGGGAUUGUGGAACUUUAUGCAAAUACUCAGCGACAUCUCGUUACUGUUGGCCAAUCGAAGCUCAUUAGUUUCCAGCCCCUUCUGGAUUGUCUGUUGAUACCUAGUCUGCUUGCGACCGCCAAAGGUAAUUUACUAUUGAGCCGACAGAUGUAUCAUUUAUGGAAUGCGGUCUCAGCAAACGUGGGAACAUUGCCUUUAAUGUUUUUAUUAUUUAACCUUUGUUUAACUAGGCAAGUCAAUUAAGAACAAAUUAUUAUUUACAAUGACGGCCUAACCCGGACGAGGCUGGGCCAAUUGUGU
Molecule: messenger RNA, 6440 nt
Organism: Oncorhynchus mykiss (rainbow trout)
Lineage: Eukaryota; Metazoa; Chordata; Actinopteri; Salmoniformes; Salmonidae
Source: RefSeq, a predicted model, not a curated record